AUGAACAUUGACGACAAACUGGAAGGAUUAUUUCUUAAAUGUGGCGGCAUAGACGAAAUGCAGUCUUCCAGGGCAAUGGUUGUAAUGGGUGGAGUGUCUGGCCAGUCUACCGUGUCUGGGGAACUGCAGGAAUCGGUGCUUCAAGAUCGGAGUAUGCCUCACCAGGAGAUCCUUGCUGCAGAUGAAGUGUUACAAGAAAGUGAAAUGAGGCAACAGGAUAUGAUACCACAUGAUGAACUCAUGGUCCAUGAGGAGACAGUGAAAAAUGAUGAAGAGCAGAUGGAAACGCAUGAAAGACUUCCUCAAGGACUACAGUAUGCACUUAAUGUCCCUAUAAGUGUAAAGCAGGAAAUUACUUUCACUGAUGUAUCUGAGCAACUGAUGAGAGACAAAAAACAAAUCAGAGAGCCAGUAGACUUACAGAAAAAGAAGAAACGGAAACAACGUUCUCCUGCAAAAAUCCUUACAAUAAAUGAGGAUGGAUCACUUGGUUUGAAAACCCCUAAAUCUCACGUUUGUGAGCACUGCAAUGCUGCCUUUAGAACGAACUAUCACUUACAGAGACAUGUCUUCAUUCAUACAGGUGAAAAACCAUUUCAAUGUAGUCAAUGUGACAUGCGUUUCAUACAGAAGUACCUGCUACAGAGACAUGAGAAGAUUCAUACUGGUGAAAAACCAUUUCGCUGUGAUGAAUGUGGUAUGAGAUUCAUUCAAAAAUACCAUAUGGAAAGGCAUAAGAGAACUCACAGUGGAGAAAAACCUUACCAGUGUGAAUACUGUUUACAGUAUUUUUCCAGAACAGAUCGUGUUUUGAAACAUAAACGUAUGUGCCAUGAAAAUCAUGAUAAAAAACUAAACAGAUGUGCCAUCAAAGGUGGCCUUCUGACAUCCGAGGAAGAUUCUGGCUUUUCUACAUCACCAAAAGAUAACUCACUGCCAAAAAAGAAAAGGCAGAAAACUGAGAAAAAGUCAUCUGGGAUGGACAAAGAGAGUUCUUUGGACAAAUCUGACCUAAAGAAAGACAAAAAUGAUUACUUGCCUCUUUACUCGUCAAGUACUAAAGUGAAAGAUGAGUAUAUGGUAGCCGAGUAUGCGGUGGAAAUGCCACAUUCCUCAGUUGGGGGAGCGCAUUUAGAAGAUGCAUCAGGAGAAAUACAUCCACCUAAGUUGGUCCUCAAAAAAAUUAAUAGUAAGAGAAGUCUGAAACAGCCAUUGGAGCAGAAUCAAACGAUUUCACCUCUAUCCACAUAUGAAGAGAGCAAAGUUUCAAAAUAUGCUUUUGAACUUGUGGACAAACAAGCUUUACUGGACUCAGAAGGCAAUGCUGAUAUUGACCAGGUUGACAAUUUGCAAGAGGGGCCCAGUAAACCUGUGCACAGUAGCACUAACUAUGAUGAUGCCAUGCAGUUUUUGAAGAAGAAGCGGUAUCUUCAGGCAGCGAGUAACAAUAGUAGGGAGUAUGCGCUGAAUGUGGGCACUAUAGCUUCUCAGCCUUCUGUAACACAAGCAGCUGUGGCAAGUGUCAUUGAUGAGAGUACCACAGCAUCCAUAUUAGAUUCACAGGCACUGAAUGUGGAGAUAAAGAGUAAUCAUGACAAAAAUGUUAUUCCAGAUGAGGUACUACAGACUCUGUUGGAUCAUUAUUCCCAUAAAGCUAAUGGACAGCAUGAGAUAUCAUUCAGUGUUGCGGACACUGAGGUGACUUCUAGCAUAUCAAUAAAUUCUUCAGAAGUACCUGAGGUUACCCAGUCAGAGAAUGUUGGAUCAAGCUCCCAAGCAUCCUCAUCAGAUAAAGCCAACAUGUUGCAGGAAUACUCAAAGUUUCUGCAGCAGGCUUUGGACAGAACUAGCCAAAAUGAUGCCUAUUUGAAUAGCCCGAGCCUUAACUUUGUGACUGAUAACCAGACCCUUCCAAAUCAGCCAGCAUUCUCUUCCAUAGACAAGCAAGUCUAUGCAGCCAUGCCCAUCAAUAGCUUUCGAUCAGGAAUGAAUUCUCCACUAAGAACAACUCCGGAUAAAUCCCACUUUGGACUCAUAGUUGGUGAUUCACAGCACUCAUUUCCCUUUUCAGGUGAUGAGACAAACCAUGCUUCUGCCACAUCAACACAGGACUUUUUGGAUCAAGUGACUUCUCAGAAGAAAGCUGAGGCUCAGCCUGUCCACCAAGCUUACCAAAUGAGCUCUUUUGAACAACCCUUCCGUGCUCCAUAUCAUGGAUCCAGAGCUGGAAUAGCUACUCAGUUUAGCACUGCCAAUGGACAGGUGAACCUUCGGGGACCAGGGACAAGUGCUGAAUUUCCAGAAUUUCCCUUGGUGAAUGUAAAUGAUAAUAGAGCUGGGAUGACAUCCUCACCUGAUGCUACAACUGGCCAGACUUUUGGCUAAAAAAAACAAUGUGUAAAUAAUACUGGCACUUUAGAACAGAUUAAUCAAGAGUGGGGUUACUCUGUGUAAAAUGGAGUGCUGUACAGAUUUAAGAGCAAUGCGUUAUAACAAGUUAAGCUGAUAAGAAUAGCAAGAUAAUCCAAUAACUGCGUUUUGUUUGGUUAGUCAGCAUUCUUUGAACUGCCUUACAUGUUGUCACCUUUACAGAAGCAAUGCAUUACUUGUUUUAGAUCAGAAACUUGCUAUUCCACCUACACCAAGUUUAAAAGGAAAAAAAAAAAAAAGAGACUUUCGCACAAUUGUUUCCUAACUGAUAUCAUUGUACAUUCUUAGGAGAUUAGUAAUUGUGUGAAAUUUACUCAUAUUGUUUCUAAGUUUUUCAGCAUAGUCAUGGCACUUCAGCAGGGAAUCUGAGUAUACUUUACAGACAGAGUGAACUUAAAAGUUUAAAUGUCAAGAGA
Budorcas taxicolor (takin) is the source of this 2846-nucleotide messenger RNA. It is a transcript of the gene ZNF148, whose product is annotated as zinc finger protein 148. The transcript is spliced from 6 exons. Gene Ontology annotation, molecular function: RNA polymerase II cis-regulatory region sequence-specific DNA binding; DNA-binding transcription factor activity, RNA polymerase II-specific. Bases 1 to 2385 code for a protein of 794 amino acids. The record is from RefSeq and is a predicted model, not a curated record. Lineage: Eukaryota; Metazoa; Chordata; Mammalia; Artiodactyla; Bovidae. Gene Ontology annotation, biological process: regulation of transcription by RNA polymerase II.